This is a messenger RNA of Exophiala dermatitidis NIH/UT8656, 4268 nucleotides long. RefSeq lists its product as uncharacterized. The coding region runs from base 194 to 1270 and encodes 358 amino acids. The transcript is spliced from 4 exons. The record is from RefSeq and is a predicted model, not a curated record. NCBI's taxonomy places the organism in Eukaryota, Fungi, Ascomycota, Eurotiomycetes, Chaetothyriales, Herpotrichiellaceae.
AGCUACUCAACUUCAACAACCCAAUGUCGUAAUAUAUCCUCACCGUAAUUCAACCGAAAUAUUGUGUACAUGGCUGAGCAAUCUAGUCAGCCAUGAUUUUCGGUUACAGUCCAUCUCGCGGUAACCUGCUUCUCUUUCAGUGUUGACUUUCACAGUCACGAUUGCUUUUGACGCGUCGCUUGCAUAACAUGCAAUGGCCAGUAACGAGCAUAAUAAUGGUCGCAUUGUAUACUCUCCGUAUGCGCCACCGUCGCAUCCUGAGAAAUCCCAACUGUGCCCGCCCUCUGAACAUAUUCACAUCAAACACCCCGGCAGCGACAGCACCCUCUUCACACUUCCUCGUCUGGACAGCGGCGGUAUCCAUCACGAGACGGUGAGGACUGCGUGUGCCAUUCUCGAUGACAACAGAUGGGAUGGUUUUCUCACUUUGGACAAGCACGGUGAACAUCCAGUCCCCAAAGCAGAAACGAUCCUAAGAGCGAAAAUAUAUUAUUUUCAUACGUCCUGGCCGCUGAACGAUUUAGGCUACGCAGUCACUCCCACGUUUGAACACUGGCGCUUUCCACAUGACAAUCUCCCUCCCUCCUGGCGCGAUAUCGCAUCCUUCAAGCAGACAUCCCGACCGGAGAGCGACAACUAUUGCCGUAUAACGCAAUUCGAGGACGGUGUUGAGGAUGCACACUUGGUGCCGAGCGCCGAAAGGCAAUGGUUCAACAACAACAUGACGGCAUACAUUGAUUCGACGAGGGCAGAUAAGCUCAAGGACUCAGACAAUCGCGUCCGUCUACGAAGUGAUGUCCAUAGCGUCUUCGAUGCUAAGCGCUUUGCCAUCGUACCUAUCGACGGGCGCCUAGUCGUCUACUGCAUGAAUACUAAGCUUGGUUCGCAAGUCGAACGCCUUUAUCACGGUGUCGAACUGCACAGAAUCCGUGACUCGGGCUAUCUCGGCCACUUUCUACUCGCACGGUUCGCUUAUACGGUUUUCGAGCGUCUACGAGCAUGGUUGGAAUCAAACACUUCGAGGAAGCUACGCCUUCGUGUGGAUAAUGCAACAAGAGUCGAGAUUUGCAGCCCGGAACGUUGCUGGCGAUUCGCCCAGUAUACAGCAUAUCAGGGCAAGUCUCGCAGUGUCAGUCCGAAGAAGCGUCCACAUCCCGAUGCUGGAGCAGCCGUGGAUAGCGAUGAUGAAUGCCAGUGGGUAGAAGCAGAGUUCCGAGGCCGCAAAAGACGUCGAGAUGAUCCAGAAGUGACACAGCGCCGGAAGCGCUGAGCUGACCUGAAACAGAUAGGUUCCGCGUCAUGAGGUCCGUCCUUCCGUCACAGGCGCCUAUUUGGAUCAGAACGGUCACUGCCAUAAGGAAUGCCACACACCUUCGAAUUGUUAUGCCGAAGCCAGUAGACAUGGCAGUACUGCAGACAAGGUAAGUCGUCUUCGGAAACCAGGACUACCGCCACAAAAACAACGCCGUUCCUCUUGCAGGUUGGUGUAAGGAUGGAAUGACUGCAAAUGCGGUCAUCAUAAUAUCUAAAGGGUAUAUCACCAUAUCCGCAACAAGAGACGUUCCUUAGUCGGACGAGUCAAACGAACUGAUAGGUCCGGCAGGGGGAGAUCCUCCUCUUUUCGAUCCUAUGCUUUAAGCAUCUGUACUAUACAGCAACACAAAAAGUACCACUAGGUCGAGGGGCAGGUAUCCCCUUCUGUUGCCAUGUCCUUCCAUCAUGGGACGUAGACAACAACACGCUCGAUCCCGACGUGCCCAAGCUCAAUUCCUGUCUUCCAUUCAAUCAGUUGCAGGUUCAACCAGCCAUCAUCCAGCAGAAAGAUAUCUCCACCUCUCUCGGGCCUCGCUCUCCCUCCUUUCCUUUUCCUCCUGACUGACCAAUUCGACUCCGGCGGCGAUCCUCUGGUCUCUGGCCUCCAGGACGCUCUUCACUUUCCAUGCCAUGACGGCCAUUGCCGCAUACAUGACAGCACUGACCAACUGUAGCGCGACCAUGGCGUCCCAGAUACCCGCCUUCCCACCGGUGCCGGCAGGACACUCGUCCCGCUGCAACGAACCUUUGUUGUUGUUGCCAGACCGACCGGCGCAAGAGCCGAUGAAGACAAGCGCACUGACGAAAAGUAAGGCCGACAGCGUCGCCGAGAACCACAACGCCAGCCGCGGCGGGUUCACCCGUGCCAGGACGUGUAAGUGCAGCGAGGGGAUUGUGUUGAAGAAACAGAGGCCCGGGACGAUCAGGGGCUGGAUGACCUGGGCGCUAGCAAACACAUCAGUACUGGAUCGUAACGGAAAAAAACAAUUUCUCUUUUCACAAUUGUGGACCUAGCCCGCACUCCACAAACCCAGGAAAACAUGUGCAUAUCAUGUAUCACGCAUCAUGCAUCAUGAGCUCUGCUGCGCCAUGCUGUACUCCCCAGCGUUGCCAGUGUGCAAUGGCCGUGCAAGGGCAAAAAUGACAUGGCGAUAAAUUUGAUGGCAUGUUUCUGUCAAACCCAAGCGACAGGACGAUUCAAUCCAUAUAAAUACAUAUACAUACAAAUUCAACUCGGUCUUCAUCGACGAGAUCCACACGGCCCCCAAAGCGAUCUCAAUCAUACUGAGCACCGCCAGCGUGAGAACUAUCCAGGGCCCGUAGCCGGUCCAUUUCGACGCCCGUUUCCACCGCGGAUCGCCUUUGAACGAUGCGUCUGCGAGUCCUUGGAUGCCUAGCAUUCUUGCAGCAUCUGAACUAGACUAGGUUGUCCGAAGAGGCGAUGUUGCCGUCGAAAAGUCCAAGUCCGGCGUUCGGUCGUCCCCAGAAACAAAAUCAAAACGAACAACUGAAGGCUGGGCUACCGAAAGAUUUCGCGUUGGUUGUAUCGUAUUGGUUCAGUUGUGUGUCCAGUCUGCGCGGAGCAACGAGGACAAGGCUGGUCACGAGGGCUGGAGUGGGCUCAAUCGUACAGAGGCUCUGCGUUGUUAAAAUGGCGUAGUUGUUGUACAGUACAUCCUACCGUACUGUGUAGUAUCUUAGACAAUCGACGAUUGGAAUUGUUCCUGCGGAAUGAAACCAAAUCACAAUCACCCCGACAAAGAACAAUGAGAAAUUUGGUUCCACUUCAAGUUUGAAAAAAAGGACAUCGACGCCCUUCAGUUUCAAACUUGAAGGCCGCGCUAUCUUCGAGUUCAGGCCGCCUGCCUUGCCACUGGCAGUGUAAGGCUUGCCCCUCAUUCCAAAGCCAAAGACUAAAGUUACCGAUCCGUCACAGCCGUGGGAGGUCACAUUGAUGAUGAGAGGUAGACGGGGGCGGCGGCCUAAUAAGAGCCCCAGGUCUUGCGCCGCUGUCGUGGCGGGAGGCCCGGAAUCGCGUACCAUGACACCAUGAUCUUCGAGAAGGCUACCGCUCCCGUUCUAAGUAGGGAGAGAAGAUCCCUGAAGCUUGUAGCUGUGCUUAUACAACUUUGGUGAGAAUUCCAACGCGUAUACAGGCCGAUGGAGCAAGGGACCGAGAAUCUCAUCUUCUUGCCGUUCAUCUUUCAAUAGCCAUAUGUCUAGGUACAUAAAGCUACACUGGCAGCAUGUAUACUACCCUUGUUUCAAGCUCAAACUCGAUGUUCGAAUCCAGAAAUAAAACUUCCCUGCUUAAUCUCCAACGGCUUCUCCAGCAACGGACUGAUUUUGCCCACGACGGACUGAAAAUGUUCGGUUUUGGUGUGCCCCUCGUGCGCCUCGAUGUUUUUGUACCUGCAGUGUUAGAAAACAUCAGUAUAUCAGUGCUAAUAUAGUAGGCGGAUAUACUAGGUCGGCAUUGCCUACGUUUCUACAAAGACGAUUUCUUUCUCGGUCCGGAAUGCAUAGUAGGUCAGGACGUCGGGUUCGGUAGCUUCAACUUUCUUCGUGAGUUCUGUGACUGCGGCUGCAACCUAUGUUUUGUAGUUCCACAAUAUCAGAUCCCGGUAUCUGGUACAUGUCUGGGUCGGAUCGGUACAGAACAGACAUACUUCGUCGAACUUGUCAGCCUUGGGGUAGAAGGUUGCAACGAGGUGGACGUGGCCCGGCGCCAUGGUGGAAGGAUUCAAAUUUCAAGUGUAGGUGGUUGAUGGAGGUCGAUCAGCUGGAUUCGAGGUGUCUUGAAUGUCAGAUCAGAGCUACUGUCCGGAGUGCUCGUAAAAAUCUGGUUUUGGUUAAAGUGUUGUUCGCUAAAGAUGAGAUACAUAAUAGACAAUUUGGUCAUGCCGCUGUGGGCCGAUGGAUGACAUAGCUGCAGCCCCGUUUUAUUAUUUUCC